Molecule: messenger RNA, 1292 nt
Organism: Tribolium castaneum (red flour beetle)
Lineage: Eukaryota; Metazoa; Arthropoda; Insecta; Coleoptera; Tenebrionidae
Product: putative carbonic anhydrase 3
Exons: 7
Coding region: 180-1064 (294 amino acids)
Biological process (GO): one-carbon metabolic process
Cellular component (GO): plasma membrane
Molecular function (GO): zinc ion binding; carbonate dehydratase activity
Source: RefSeq, a predicted model, not a curated record
UUUUAAUGUGUAUGCAGUGGUGGUGGGUGCGGAAAAUAAUCUAAAAAUCACCGUCCAACGCCCAUCGAAGGGCAAUUUCCUAAUUGUCUAGUAGUUGUGCACUCGUAUAAGGAAGCAGUCACCGGCAUCGACUAUCAUAGUCGUAGCUCACCACUCUAGUUGUACUCACAUUGUUUAAUAUGAAUGUUAUUGUGUCACUACUCUUAGUUCUAGCACUCACUCUUCUCCACACAGGACUUGUCUCUUCGCACAAAUGGGAUUACAUACAUGAAGACAAAUGGCCCACUGCUUGCAAGGAGGGCCGAAAACAGUCUCCCAUCGCCUUAUCUCGAGGCAUAGCCGAAGAACAGGCCUUUUCUUCGCUGAUUUUUGAACAGUAUGACAUUACUUAUCCAGUCCAGUCAAAGAAUAAUGGACAUUCGGUCGAGAUACGUCUCCACGUCCAAAACCAGCCCACGGUGCGAGGUGGUGGUCUGCCAGACAUUUACCGUUUGGACCAUUUGCACUUCCACUGGGAGUCGGAACACACCAUGGACGAUCGAAGAUUCCCGCUUGAGCUCCAUCUGGUUCACUAUGCGAAUAAAUACGCAAAUCUGUCGCAAGCUCUGCAAUACAGUGGCGGAGUGGCGGUGUUUUCCGUCCUGUUUUAUUUGUCACCGGAUGAUGAUGUACAAUUUCAGCCUUUAAUUAAUGUCAUCGAUAAAUUGCAAGAUAAAAUAAACUCCAUACAAGAAAUGCACGUCAAAGUUGAUGAUUACUUACCUAGGGAUCGGGCGGGGUAUUAUCGUUAUAAUGGCUCACUUACGACACCGGAUUGUACGGAAGGGAUUAUUUGGACGGUGUUUACUAAUACUCUACCUAUCUCGAAUAGUCAGGUCAAGUCGUUCCCGAUGUUGAAGACGGAUCGUGAAGGGAAUAUCUUACAGAAUUAUCGCUCUUUGCAGGAACUUAACGGAAGGCGAGUUCACAUUAGAUCGAGUCCGGUUUCCGGGGCCAGUACUUACCUAAUUUAUUCUCGAAUUUUUUAUUUUGUUUUAUUUAUUGUCUUAAGUAGGUUUAGUUAAAUUUUUGGAACGUGAAUCUAGUCAAAUUGAAUUAAACUUUAGAAUUCUUGCCGCAUUGUAGGAUAUUAUUUUACGAGGUUUCAUAUUAAGCAUGAUUCAUGGUUAUGAGAGAUUAGGAAAAAUAUUUGAUUUGUAAUCCUACAAUAUCGCACACGUGCAAGUUGUUAAAUUAUUAGGAAAAAAAUCUCUGUGAAAUUUUAAAAUGUAUUAAAGUUGCGUACUGUUUUA